Molecule: messenger RNA, 1098 nt
Organism: Centruroides sculpturatus (bark scorpion)
Lineage: Eukaryota; Metazoa; Arthropoda; Arachnida; Scorpiones; Buthidae
Exons: 1
Coding region: 1-1098 (365 amino acids)
Molecular function (GO): zinc ion binding; nucleic acid binding
Source: RefSeq, a predicted model, not a curated record
AUGGCCAAGAGGCCGAAAGUUUCCGAAACGGAUGAUGAGACGCCAUCUGAAGAUAUGGAAGUAUCUCUCCAAGCAGAGAGAGUACUACUAGCGGAAAGUAUCCGCGAUGAAAUCCAAGAGUAUAUGAUGACAAAUAAUUCAAGCAAGAUGUCUGCAAAACACACAACGUUUAUCAUCAAAAAGAUCGACAAGAUAAUCGAUAUCCUACGAGAUAGUGAAGAGGAUCCGCUUCGAACUGUGAUGGACUCUAUCAACCAAAAGUUGGAUAAAGUGCUUUCAGCACCAACAACAAAACCAGUACAGAGUUAUGCACAAGUAGUGUCUAAGAAGGUGAAGCAACAACCUAAAGAAAUUCUACUGGUGGAGCCAGAACAGAAGGGUGGAGACCCAGAAAGAGCCAAGGAUCGUCUAAAACAGAACAUCAACCCAAGAAGAUUAGGAGUUGGGAUCCAAGCAAUGAGGAAGUUAAGAAGAGGCAGAAUAGAAAUUAAAGUUAACACAGCAGAGGAAAAAAGAAAACUAAGGGAAGAAAUAGAAGAAAAGACUGGCCUGAAAACCAGGGAGCCAGUGAAGAGACGACCGCGCAUUGUCAUCUAUGGAGUGGCCAAGGAUGCUCCAAAAGAAGAAGUUGAGGAGUGUCUAUUCGAGCAAAAUGAAAUCAUUAAUAGUAAUUUAGAUAUUAACAAAUACAGGAAAGAAGUGGAACUGAAAUUCAAGUAUGGAAGUCGGGAAAAACGAACAGUUAAUUCGGUGGCUGAAAUAAGCCCAAGAGUCCGUCAAUUACUAAUGGCUAAAAAGGAAAUUAACCUUUGCUGGUCAAGAUGUGGCAUAGAAGAAUACAUCAAUGUCACUCAAUGCUAUAAGUGUUGUAAAAUUGGACAUAUAGCGAAAAACUGCGUGGAAAGAGACGUUGUCUCUAGUCAAUGUGGGCAGAACCACAAAUUCAAAGAUUGCCCAAAUAAAGCAAGAGCUGACUGUUGUAAUUGUAGGAAAGAGAAGUUAAAGGACACGAAUCAUAACACAUGCGACAAGAAGUGCCCCCUUAUACAAAAAGUAAGAUGUAUGAUAAUGGCCAAAAUAGAUUAUGGCUACAAUUAA